CGGGACCGGCAGCGGCUCCGGGGAGAGCGGCGCCGCCGCCAUGAUCUGCCUGGUGCUGGCCGUGUUCGCCAGCGUCCUGCACUGCGCCCGUCCCGGUGCCUCGGAGCGCACCUUCGUGGCCAUCAAGCCGGACGGCGUGCAGCGGCAGCUGGUCGGGGAGAUCAUCCGGCGGUUCGAGAGGAAGGGCUUCAGGCUGCUGGGGCUGAAGCUGCUGCAGGCCUCGGAGGAGCUGCUGAAGGAGCACUACAUCGCCCUGCGGGACCGGCCCUUCUACGGGCGGCUGGUGAAGUACAUGAGCUCGGGGCCCGUGGUCGCCAUGGUCUGGCAGGGCCUGGAUGUGGUCAAGAUGGCUCGGAUGAUGAUCGGGGAGACUAACCCAGCUGAAUCCCUGCCCGGCACCAUCCGAGGAGACUUCUGCAUCGAUGUUGGGAGGAAUGUGAUUCACGGCAGCGACUCGGUCGAGAGUGCCCGGCAGGAGAUCUCCCUCUGGUUUCGCCCCGAGGAGCUGAUGUGCUGGGAGGACGCAGCCGAGCGCUGGAUCUAUGAGUGAUGAGAGAGCCCGAGGGAAGCGUGGGUCUUCCUCACUCGGGCACAGGACGUUUCCAUCUGUUUCAUUCUGGCCCUGGGGCUGACUGGGGGCUCUGCUGUGGUGUCGUUGUGGGGUUUUCUCUUGUGUGUGUGGAGGGUUCCGGGAGCUGCUCUCUGACUGGAACUCAGUACUUCAGCUGACUGAAAUAGUAGCUUUUUUUUUUUUUUUUUUUCCUCCCAUCUGCUGUAGUAAGCGGUUAGUGUAGCUGCUCUGCUUGCUACGGCAUCCUAAAAUCCCAGGCUCAAAGUGAUUUACUGAUGGAAAGCAAAAGCUGGGCCCUGUUCCUGUCACUGCCUGGCGCAGGACGUGUGCUCCUGACCACAGGGAGAGGUGUGAUCCCUGUCCUCACCUGCAUCCGUGAGGUUCCCCAGCACAGGGUUUUAAAGAACUGAGCUGCUAUGGGAUCAGUGCAGGGACUGGUGACCAAGGCUGAUCCAGCUCGGUGACCCUCCUCAUUUCAUGUGUCCCCCACCUGCAGGGCAUAGGUGGCCUCUGGAGGAGGAAGAGGCUCCGAGGACUCAGCCAGGCUCCUGCUGUGAGUGGCUGGAGGCUUCCUGCGACGGCAGGACCUGCUGCAGGAGAGCCUCAGAGCCACCCGUGUGAAUGCAUUCCUCUGUCCUGUGCUCCUGGGUCCCGUCUUUUCUCACUGUUCCUUUUGAUUUCACACCACCACCUGUUUCUUUACGCUCUGAGCCCCCUGAGCCUCCUGCUGGAGUGUAGGGGCAGGGACAGUGGUGGGGUGUUCUGCUGUGGAACAGCCGUGGUGAAACCUGAAGGAGUGAGGUUCCCAGGGCUUUGCUGCGUGUGGGCUGAGACGUUCUGAGCUGCCUGACUGCAGCACGCAGCAUUUCUGGCAGAGCUCCUCCUGCCUUCAGGGCCUCCUCCAAGCAGUAGGUCACAGCUCUAAACAUCUGAGAGAUUGUUUGUUCCCAAACAUCAUCCAUGUUUUUUUUUUUUUUUUUUUUUUUUUAAAUAAUAAACUCCGGAGAAUCCC
Oxyura jamaicensis (ruddy duck) is the source of this 1583-nucleotide messenger RNA. RefSeq names its product NME/NM23 nucleoside diphosphate kinase 3 (gene NME3). Lineage: Eukaryota; Metazoa; Chordata; Aves; Anseriformes; Anatidae. Bases 41 to 550 code for a protein of 169 amino acids. The transcript is spliced from 5 exons. Gene Ontology annotation, biological process: CTP biosynthetic process; GTP biosynthetic process; UTP biosynthetic process. Gene Ontology annotation, molecular function: nucleoside diphosphate kinase activity. The record is from RefSeq and is a predicted model, not a curated record.